AUGAUCUCAAACGGCGUUUAUCUGAACGAUCGCCAGAAGCGGAUUGACUUUGUGUUAGUCUUCCGGACCAAAGACGUCAAGUUAUCGGAGGAUAUGUCGAAAUCGCGACAGAUAUACGAGCAAAACCUCAUAGAGGAGGGGCUGAUACUGGAGUACACGGACAGCAUAGGGAGCGGGGAGUAUACAUAUGUGCAUAUCUUCGCGCCCUGGGAUCUGUUGACCAGAUAUGCCGAAGUCAUGAAACUCCGGAUGCCUAUGAAAACGAUUCAGUCAAAUAUGAAAGUUUUAUUUGAUGAGGAGUACAGCACUGAUAGUAUGGUGUUCACAGCACCAUACACUCGCGAUAAGGAAUACCUGUUUGACAUACCGGUGCCCGAUAAGGAACAGUUCUUCACGAGCAGCCAAAGGGCACAAAUUGUGGAGUUUAUUCUGAAGCGAAAGAGUUUUACCACAAAU
This is a messenger RNA of Oppiella nova, 456 nucleotides long. The record is from the annotation of a GenBank genome assembly. Lineage: Eukaryota; Metazoa; Arthropoda; Arachnida; Sarcoptiformes; Oppiidae.